ACAAAGUGAUCACUAUGUGGCUUAUCGUGUUUAUCGUGUGUUGGAAAAAAAACGCAUCACCGUUUUACGUACCCUCAAUACUGCUGUUUUCCUUUCCAUAGCGUGCUACGGUAUCCUACGCUCGUAUGAUUUUCCCUGCGACUCGAUGUUUGGAUCUGAGGAUUGCGGGAUAAUCACUAUGACUCGUUCAAUGCGGCUCUUAGUGCCUACGCCUGGAAUAGAUAUGGAUUUUGAAAAAUAUGCAAGUGACUUUCUUAAUGGCACGUCUCUUCAAAACUGGUGCAUUUUAAAUUUUCUUCGCUAUUUGGAAGGCUGUAUACAAUUCUCCUCCAAUAGCAAAAAAGAUAUUCUUGAUUCAUUCAAGCGAGCACUUGAGAAGAUGAAUGAUUCCCCUAUCGUGUAUGCUGGCGCGAGGGCGAAAGCCACCAAAUUAUUCAAGAGCGCCGAAGAGAAUUUUCAAAGAAAAGAAAGGCAAAAUAAUCGAGAAAUCAACAGAAAUAUUGAUAUCGCAAAGGUUGCGAUUUCGAAGACUGCAACUAUAAAGCUAGUGGAUACAUUAGAAACUGAAUGCGGAGCAAAGACGAAAAGGCCUCAGGAUGAAGCCCAAACGGACAACCACCAGAUGGACAGCAACGAUGAGCGUGUCUAUAAGAGGGGCACAAUUGUAGAUGAGUUGAUCGAAGGCGAAUCAGAUGAUGAAAGAUCAACAAAAAAAAGUAGAACUGAAGUUGUUGAGGAAGAACAGAUUUCUAACAGUGCGGCUGAUAAUCUUUCAACAAAUGGAGUUGAAGAUGCAAAUGAUAUUCGAAUCCAAGGCAUUUUGAGCAAAGAAAUUCGGGUUGAUGAAAUGACCGUGGAAAUUGUAAAUAUUUUCAACAAUUUCAAGAGCAACAACCGCCAAGAUCUGCUAGCACACAAAGGAGUAAUGGACAUGACGCCAAAAAGUGUUUUUGUGAAACAAAUCCCCGACGAGCUUUACAAAAAAUAUCUUAUGUCGCUGGAAUCUUUUGAUCUUUUGAUUCCGGAAGAAACGCAUGAGUUUCUUGUUAGUUUCUUUGAACAAGAUUUGACAUGCCGACAGUGGUCAGAUGCCGUCGACGCUCUCGAGGGAAAAGUUUAUAAAGAAGAUGUCACUCGUAUGGCAAUAAAAAUCAUCAAAAAAACUAUUGACAAUUUUCUGCAGGCUUUUUCAUUAGAAUACAUGAAUCCCUUACAAAACGCUAAAGCAUUGGAGGCGCCUCACUUGAACGAUUAUAUUCAUCCCUGCUUCAAGGCCGCCCUUUGGCAAUGUGCAAACGUCUACUAUGAAUUGUAA
Ambispora leptoticha is the source of this 1315-nucleotide messenger RNA. The record is from the annotation of a GenBank genome assembly. NCBI's taxonomy places the organism in Eukaryota, Fungi, Glomeromycota, Glomeromycetes, Archaeosporales, Ambisporaceae.